UCGAGUCAGCUAUUAGUCACAACAAAGCCGGGUAUGGCUCUUUUAAAACAGUCGGCAUUGGCACACGAAACGUGCUGCCGCGUUUUUAAUCCUCAUAAUAUAAUUCAAACUAUGAAUUUAAUUAUUAAUAAUGUGAAAUAUGUGAAUUAGAACAAUGAAAUACUCUUUGUUGAUUUGCGUCUUUUUGGUGUCUUGCGCUGUGAACGCCGACAUACCUUGCGCAGCGCGCGUCGUCAAGAGUAAUUUUAUAGUGUGUGUAUGCAACAGCACGUAUUGUGACUCCAUUACUGUCGACAAGCCGGAUAGUGGCAAUUACGUCACUUAUACAUCUUCGGAAGGAGGCUUACGCUUCGAGAAAUCACAGGGCACUCUGGAUAAUUACAAUCAUUCAUCAACAUGCUGCUCAGUGACUCUGGAUAUAGAUGUGAACACUAAGUACCAGACGAUAGAAGGCUUCGGCGGCGCCGUCACCGACUCGGCUGCUAUGAACUGGAAGAGUUUAUCCGAAACGACGCAGCAAUUUCUCAUUGAUUCAUAUUUCGGCGCGAGUGGUAUAGAGUACAACAUGAUUCGUGUUCCCAUCGGAGGCACUGAUUUCUCCACUCAUCCUUAUGCUUACAACGAAAUUCCUGAGAAUGAUGCGAAGUUAAGUAAUUUUUCGCUGACCUUCGAGGAUUAUGAGUUUAAGAUACCGCUUAUCAAGAAAGCGUUCGAAGCUUCCAAGAGUCCCAUCCAUCUGAUAGCGACGACGUGGUCACCUCCGCCGUGGAUGAAGACGAACCGCGCGUACACCGGCGUCAGUCAUCUGAAGACAGAGUUCUACCAGACUUACGCUGACUACCAUUACAAAUUUUUGGAGAAAUAUGCAGAAGUGGGUGUUCCCAUUUGGGCAAUCACUACCACCAACGAGCCAAUUUCAGGAGCGCUGGGAGUCAAUGCAUUUAAUACACUUGGGUGGACCGCAUCAGCUAUGGGUAAAUGGAUUUCAGAAAAUUUGGGACCGACGAUACGAAAUUCGACGUUCAAGAAUUUGAAAAUUCUCGUGGCCGACGACCAAAGGAUAGUCCUACCAUAUUACUUUAAUAUUAUGCUCAAUGAGCACCCGAAUGCAUUGCAAUACAUAGACGGGAUCGCGGUACAUUACUACUCCGAUUUCAUAACACCAGCCAUAAUUCUGACAGAAGUUAACAAGAAUUACCCACAUAUAUUUAUUAUCGCCACAGAAGCUUGCGAAGGAAGUUUUAAAUGGGAAAGGGAACGUGUCUCGUUCGGCUCGUGGCAGAGGGGCAGGAAUUACAUCAAUGACAUUAUUGAAGAUCUAAACCAUAACGUAGUAGGUUGGAUGGAUUGGAACAUAUGUCUGAACCAGCAAGGAGGGCCAACAUGGGCUGAAAACAAUGUAGACUCUCCCAUACUAGUAAAUGCAGUGAAGGACGAAUUUUACAAACAGCCCAUGUUCUACGCGAUGGGACACUUCUCGAAGUUCAUACCGAGAGGCUCUAGGCGGAUAAAAGUCACAGAGAAGAAGUUCGUCUUUGAAAAAUCCGUGGAAAAUGUUGCGUUCUUGACGCCUUACAAUACUAUUGUAGUUGUUAUGUAUAAUGACGGCUACGAGAAGACUGUCAGGAUAAAGUUUCAGGAUAAGCAAGCGGUUAUAAAAAUGACAAAGAAAUCCAUUACUACUAUAAUUUUUCCGAACAGUGCAAAUUAGUUGCUUUAAAUAACUUCUACCUAGUCUUGCCAUAAAUAUUGUAAUAAAGAAAAAAGAAAAUUGUUAACUGCAAAUAACAUUUAUUACUUUUACAGUGUGUCAGUUUAAUACAUAAAUAUAAAACAAUUAAAAAUA
Molecule: messenger RNA, 1846 nt
Organism: Manduca sexta (tobacco hornworm)
Lineage: Eukaryota; Metazoa; Arthropoda; Insecta; Lepidoptera; Sphingidae
Product: lysosomal acid glucosylceramidase
Exons: 12
Coding region: 155-1711 (518 amino acids)
Biological process (GO): glucosylceramide catabolic process
Molecular function (GO): glucosylceramidase activity
Source: RefSeq, a predicted model, not a curated record